CAUAUUAGACGAAAGAGAUACUAUGAAGAAGAAGGGGUAGAUCUCGGAGUGGGAAAUAACGAGCGUUGGAACGUCUGCGAGAGUCGUGUCGCUACUUCCGAGGAAAUAACAUCUUAUAGGACACUUUGUAGCGAAGAGGUAAUUCUAUCAAGAUGUCAAGACCGAUCCUAAGCAGACCGCGCACGCGCGUGUAUGGAUGCAACUAUGACAAGGGGGAGUCGUAUUAUAAGCCAAUGGUCGAUCACUUGGAUCGAAAGUAUAGCUCACGACCACUUUUUUCCGAACCAAGAACUUCGUUGGCUGACGAGAUCGCAGCCCGACGAGGCGACAUCGGCACCCUCCCCGUGCGCAACAGUCCCGUCGGGCGUGACCUUGACCUUGAAUCAGAUCCUUCCAUCCGCGGCCCACAAUUACCCACCGCGCUACCCUCCCUGGCCGCCGCCGACGAGUUGUCCUCCGUCGAAGACGAGGAUGUUGUAUACGACAGCCGUGGGCAGCGUAGCCGGCGUCGGUUCGCUGAGAAUUUUGCCAACGAUGUCGUGGCCACCACGCAACAUUUGAAAGCGAAGCUGGCCGCGAUCGGGUUGGAGGACGAGGUCGGCGAGGUUCUGGGGAAAGCGCGGCACGGCCGGUUGAGGAGGAAUCUUGAUCAGGAUAUUAAGUCGAUCGGCGAGGAGGCGGAGGCCACGUUUAAAAGGCGUUCCAAACUGUUCGACGAGAUCGACCGUUUGGAGGAGGGCGGGCCGUUGGUAGCGAAGAAAUGGUCGAGAUUGAUGGACGAGAACGAGAACUCGGCCGCGAGCGCGGCCGCGAGCAGAGCGAAACAGACGAAGGCUCGUCUGAACGACCUCGAGUCCGAGAUGGAGGAGCUUGCGGAGAGGCAGGCGAAACGAGAGCGCAGGGCGGCCGGUCUCAGAGCGUUGAUCAACGAGAAUAUUGCCGACACGAAGGAGAAUAUGCAGGAGCAGUCGGUUGUUAGCAAAAAGUCUGUCUCCAUCCGUCGAGCCGAGAAACACGUCGCUUUUUAAAUCGCGAGUUCUAUAUAUGAGAUUAAUUGUUUGUUAACCUGAGGUAUGAUGAUGAUGAUGAUGAUGAUCGUGUUUUGUUUCAUACAAAAAAAAAAAAGAAAGAAAGAAAAGAAGGAAAAAAAAA
Apis florea (little honeybee) is the source of this 1152-nucleotide messenger RNA. RefSeq lists its product as uncharacterized. NCBI's taxonomy places the organism in Eukaryota, Metazoa, Arthropoda, Insecta, Hymenoptera, Apidae. The record is from RefSeq and is a predicted model, not a curated record.